AUGUCGGGAGAGACUCACAGCCAGGCGUCGCUGCUUGCCGACUUCAAGAAGUUGAGCAAACAGGUGUACGUGCAGGAAAGCGACAAGGCCACCAGCCCAACCACGGGCCUCGACGAACCGAGCCCGUCGGAUCCCACUACCGUUAUCCUCUACAGCUGGGGCGAUGCCCUCCCCAAGCACGUCGCGAAAUAUGCCCAUGGCUACCGCCACCUGUACCCGCACGCCCGCAUGGUGCUCGUCUUCUCGCCCAUCCUGAAAGCCCUCACCCAAGGCCUCGAAACGCGCGCCCGGAACAUGGAGCCCGUCAUCGACGCCAUCUACCCAGACAGGGACGAGAAAACGACCGAGCGGGUGCUGGUGCACGCCAUGUCCAACACGGGCGGAAUUAACCUUGCGGCUACGCUCUACGCAUACCACCAGCGCACGGGCGGCGUCUUCCCCCACCAGCUGCUGGUGCUCGACUCGACCCCCGGCAGCUCCAGCUUCUUUGCCAACAUCGGCCGCUGGUCACGCGCCAUGGCCCUGGGCGCCGCGGGCUGGCUCCCAUGGCCCUUUGUCGUGACCCAGGCGCUGGCGGCUACCUUCCUCGCAGGCCUGCACUUCUACGGCUGGGCCCUGGGCAUCUCGAGCACCGCCGCGUACAGCACCAGCGCCGUCAACGACACCACCCUGUCCGACGUCGGCGCCCGUCGCCUCUAUCUGUACUCCAAGGCCGAUGACAUCAUCCACUGGGAGGACAUCGAGGUGCACGCUGCCCAGGCCCGCGAGAAGGGCUUCGGCGUCGAGGCCGAGCUAUUCGAAGGCACGCCCCAUGUCGGGCACAUGCGGAAACACGCCCAGCAAUACUGGGACGCCAUCGCACGGGAGUGGAUGGAUUCGGCUGCGGCGACAGGAAGUGCAUCUGAGCAAUGA
Messenger RNA from Lasiosphaeria miniovina, 912 nucleotides. RefSeq lists its product as uncharacterized. Lineage: Eukaryota; Fungi; Ascomycota; Sordariomycetes; Sordariales; Lasiosphaeriaceae. The record is from RefSeq and is a predicted model, not a curated record. The transcript has a single exon. Bases 1 to 912 code for a protein of 303 amino acids.